Messenger RNA from Carassius gibelio (silver crucian carp), 1384 nucleotides. It is a transcript of the gene rbp1.1, whose product is annotated as retinol binding protein 1, cellular, tandem duplicate 1. Gene Ontology annotation, biological process: fatty acid transport. Gene Ontology annotation, cellular component: nucleus; cytosol. Lineage: Eukaryota; Metazoa; Chordata; Actinopteri; Cypriniformes; Cyprinidae. The transcript is spliced from 4 exons. Gene Ontology annotation, molecular function: fatty acid binding. The record is from RefSeq and is a predicted model, not a curated record. The coding region runs from base 390 to 794 and encodes 134 amino acids.
CAAACAUGUAAAUCAUUGCAUUAUUAAUACAUAUUAAUGAUUAAUAUUGAAAAAUAUAUUACUUUAGAUGUAAAACAUUUGAGAACUUGCCACUCAAAACAUUAUAGCUGCUGAAAUGCAGCCCUUGUGACAACUAGCCCCGGUCUAUUCCCUACAAAGAGUUUAAGUGACAUAUUACAUGGUGUGAUAUCGCAUCCAAGUUUGAGAUUAUGGAUCUAAACUCUAGAGGCGGAGAUACGGUUAACAUAACAAAGACGAAAAAAAAUCCCAAAGUAAUUGGAUCAGGAUGGCCGUGUUAAAUCGGGGUUUCUUUCAGAUGAAAAGCAUUUGUUCGCAGGGGAACGGCGAUAUCAGAUCUUCUUUGAACAAACUCAGUGGAGUAUCUCGAAAUGACUGCUGAUUACAACGGCUUCUGGAAAAUGAUCUCCAGCGAGAACUUUGAAGAGUACCUGAAAGCUCUGGAUGUAAAUGUAGCAGUUAGAAAGAUUGCCACCCUGUUGAAGCCUGAUAAAGACAUCACUCAGAAUGGAGAUCACUUCAUCAUAAAGACUCUCAGCACUUUCAGGAACUACAACAUGGACUUUGUGGUGGGUCAGGAGUUUGAGGAAGAUCUGAGUGGAGUGGAUGACAGGAAAUGUAUGACAACUAUUACCUGGGAUGGAGAUAAACUGGUAUGUGUGCAAAAAGGAGCGAUCGAGGGGAGGGGCUGGACCCACUGGAUUGAGGGAGAUGAACUUCACCUGGAGCUGAGAGCUGCUGGGAUUGUGAGUAAACAGGUCUUCAAAAAGUCUUAAACCCCUACCGACUGAACACCUGCAAGAGAUCCAGGAAAAUCCAACACUUUAAAGCAUAUAGACUCACGCCACAUCUUCCGAAGUCUAUCCAUCUGUGUGCACCUUCAUCUCUGCUAUUGUGAAAACCAGACAAACACCAUCUGUGAUAGUCUGUCACAAUCUAUAAAUGCUUGUUUGUUCUUAUCCUCACAGAGGAAGAUCUCCAGCGACUUUCCUUCAUAGCUGCCGCGUUUGUCACUUAGAUGUUAUUUACAUUAGGGGUAGAGAACACCGGGAUAAGCUACUCUGUAAGUGAACCAUCAAACAACAGGUGCGUCAGGAUAUUGUCCUCAGAUUUCUCCGAUCGAGAGCUUCUGUGUUCAUAAAAGUAAUUAGACUCCAGAGAGGAUGUGCAGCAGGAAAACUGAUGUGACGAGUCUGAGUGCCGCCCAGCUGCUGUCGCUCUGAUUGAAGAGCCUGUCAGUCUCUUGGGUCUGAGCGUGGCAGGGUUUUGCUUUCCUUCCCAUCAUGCCUCUGUGACUGUGCACACAAAAGAAUCCAUAAAUCAGUGAAAUAAAGACAAAUGCAUUGCGCUCUGCUGUUCAUAUGCA